Molecule: messenger RNA, 1670 nt
Organism: Aplosporella prunicola CBS 121167
Lineage: Eukaryota; Fungi; Ascomycota; Dothideomycetes; Botryosphaeriales; Aplosporellaceae
Exons: 1
Coding region: 98-1621 (507 amino acids)
Biological process (GO): tRNA N1-guanine methylation
Cellular component (GO): nucleus
Molecular function (GO): tRNA binding
Source: RefSeq, a predicted model, not a curated record
UGCGGAUUGCGCUGGUGGUGGUGGUGGUGGUGGUGGUUGGGCGUGCGUGUGCCGGUGAUGUUGUGUCGCGUCAAUUAGCUGUACGCUGAAUGGGCCGAUGGUGGACGUCGCCCGGCCGGCAAACCAGGGCUUGGCUCUAGCGCGGGUGCUCGGCGCGCGCUUCGCCGAUGGUGUUGUGGUGCGAGAUUUCUUGCCCGUCCCCCCCUCCGCGCUCUUGCUGCGCGCUUUGCACGACAUUGCAGCCAUGGCCGACGAGCAGAGACCUAGCAAGAUGCAGAAGCGCGAGCAUAGCCCCCAGCUCCAGGAGGCGUCGUUUGCGCCCUCUGAGGCUGCCGGCACCGCCAAUGCCCCGCCAAACGGCGAUCAGCAACAACAACAACAGCCCUCCACUGCGGCCAACACCAGCACGACGACCACGGCCGAAGCAGACGACGACAACGACGUGAAUGCGCAGCCCGCCGCCGCUGCCGCUGCCGCCGACGCCAGCCCCGCAAACCCCACCAAUAUGAAGCUGGACGAGAGCGGGAAGCCCAUGUCCAAGUCGGCGAUGAAGAAGCUGCGACGGCAACAAGAGUGGGAAGCCGGGCGCGAGGAGCGCAAGGUGCAGCGGCGCGAGAAGGCCAAAGCCGCGCGCACGCGCAAGCGCGAAGAGUACCAAGCCGCGCGGGCAGCGAACCCGAACGAGGCGGGCGCAAACCCGCUGCCCACGCAGCGGCAGCGCGAGAAGGCCGAGCGCACGCGCAACCAGCGCGCCAAGCAGCUGCCCGUCACCUUCAUCUUCGACUGCAGCUUCGACGACCUCAUGAUGGACAAGGAGAUGAAGAGCUUGGGCAGCCAGAUCACCCGCUGCUACUCUGACAAUAGGAACGCAGAGUUCCGCGCUCAUCUCGCUAUCAGCAGUUUUGGUGGGAAGCUGAAGGACCGCUUUGAUGGUCUGCUCAAUAAACACUAUCUAAACUGGAAGGGCUUCCGCGUGUUUGAGGAGGACUUUAUGGACGUGGCGGAGAAGGCAAAGGUGUGGAUGAGGGAGCCGCGGGGAGGGGAGAUUGCGGGGGCUCUGGCAGUGUGUGCGAAGAAGCGGGAGGCUGGACAGGAUACUGCCAUGGGGGGCACGGAAGAGAAGGAGCAGCAGCAGCAGUCGACGGAACAGCAGGUGGAGCAGCAGGCAGAGCAGCCCGCGGAGCAACAGCCGGCAGAGCAGCAGCAGCAGCAGCAGCCGGCCGAGCAAGAGGGCGAGGUCAUCUAUCUCUCGUCCGAAGGCACCGAGACGCUCACGGAGCUCAAGCCCUACAGCACGUACAUUGUCGGCGGGCUGGUGGACAAGAACCGCUACAAGGGCAUCUGCCACAAGCGGGCGACGGAGCGCGGGGUCAAGACGGCCAAGCUGCCAAUUGGCGAGUUCCUGCAGAUGAACAGCCGGGCGGUGCUGGCGACGAACCACGUCAACGAGAUCAUGGUGGAGUGGCUCAAGUGCGGCGACUGGGGCGAGGCGUUCAUGAAGGUGAUUCCGAAGCGCAAGGGCGGUCAGCUGAGAAGUACGGGGGAGGAAGAGGAGGCAGCGGAAGGGGAGGAGGAAGAAGAGGGCUCGGCCGAGACGGUGGAGGACAAGGGUAAGCCAUAAGAUAUCAGAUGAUAGAGUUGACACGAUCAUUGCCACAUGUGAAGACGCU